GGAAACAUCCUUUUGGAAUUGAACGGCAUAGACUGGACAACAUUUUGAAAGGAAACCCAGUUGGCUUGGACGAAAUCAAGGAUGCCACGCUCAAAGACCUUUUAUCGUGGAUGCUACAGCUAAAACCGGAAGACAGACCAUUGGCCAACGAAGCGUUAAAACACCCUUAUCUACAAACCGAUAAGGAGAAUUUCGCUUUUCUGUGUGAUGUUGGGAAUGAACCAGAGAUAAAGACAUCAUCUCCACAUUCUCUUCCCCCAAAUCUUCGUGAGCAGUUGAAUCUUUCAAUAAAUUGGAUGGACCGUAUCGAUCCUGAAUUCUUUAAUCAUUUCAAUAAAGUAUCGGACUCUACAUGGUUAGGUUGCCUAAGAUUUUUACGAAACGUUCGCCAGCAUUGGCACGAUAAACCUCGUCCACAACUGUCAUCAUGUGUUAAAGAUGGAAACUAUCAAGAGUAUUUUCUUCAACUUUUUGAGGAACUGCCUUAUCUAGUUCACAGAGCCAAAAGAUUGAUUGACUGGAAGGCAAGACCUGAUCUAGAGAAACAUUUUCCAAACAGUGAACAUCCUGUAAAACUUGAAGAAGGCAAGGGAAAGAAAAGCGAAGCUGUUAUUGAAUACCCUGAUCUUAACGACGAGAUUAACGAUUUGUCCGAUAUCCAAAGAUAGUGACGAGUACCUACGAAUCAUGGUGAUUCAGAGACUUUGGCAUAUUUUUAUCGUAUGGUAAAAAGAAGCUUAUAGCUUAUUAUAUUGUCAAACUUGUAAAGAACACAUAUGCAAUAGUAAAUAUUGCGUAUCCUUUGCUUUAAGGCAACAAAUUCUUUCACGUCGUAUGCAUUAAUGCUGAAAUUGCGAAAAAUGCUUGCUUAGAAAAAGAAGAGAGUUUUCGAUUAGAGUUAUUAAUCCUUUUA
Messenger RNA from Xenia sp. Carnegie-2017, 913 nucleotides. Its product is annotated as sensor for unfolded proteins in the ER ire1-like. Bases 111 to 668 code for a protein of 185 amino acids. Gene Ontology annotation, biological process: mRNA processing. Lineage: Eukaryota; Metazoa; Cnidaria; Anthozoa; Malacalcyonacea; Xeniidae. Gene Ontology annotation, molecular function: RNA nuclease activity. The record is from RefSeq and is a predicted model, not a curated record. The transcript is spliced from 3 exons.